AUUCAGCACUAUUCAACCGAGAGCCAACAUGGCGACAGAACCUCGUCAGAUUCUAGCCUUUUCCCAUUGGUCAGUAGGCGGGGCCAGAGCAGCAACGCCAGCCAGCUGAUCGCUUUUUUUUUUCUAGCGCUAGAGUUGGUUUUUCUUAGCUCGGAGGGAGCAGCCUUGCAGAGAUUGGGGACUCUGCUGUUUUUUUUUUUAAUUGUUUGUUUUUCACAUCUUGCUUAUAAACAUCCGAGAAUUUGCUUUAAAGUUUAUUCCAUACGACAACAACUUAGGGCAGCCUGUAGUUUUUCAUUUUCAGCUCAUAUGUCAUUUGUAAUUAAGUUUGACGUUAUUCAAUUGCUCCUAAUUUCAAAACGUCUGCAUGAAAAGUUUCAUGGGAAAGGAAAACGGUAGAGCGUUGUGGAUAGCGCAUCCCGUCGAUAUGUUGUUUUUACUAGAAAACCAGGUCAGUGUCAUUGUUUGGACGGACUCAUCCUCCUCCUCCGUCGAACUGAUCCAGGCUGCGCUUCCCCCGUCUGUGCAGCUCGGUCUCACGGUUCUCUACACGGUUCUGUAUUCGCUGCUCUUCGUGUUUGUUUACCUGCAGCUCUGGUUGAUUCUGCACUACGGACACAAGCGCUUCAGCUACCAGAGUGUUUUUCUCUUUCUGUGUUUGCUGUGGUCGGCUUUGAGGACGACACUCUUCUCUUUUUACUUUAAAAAUGUUGUUCAAGCAAACCAGCUCCAGCCUUUGCCGUUCUGGCUCCUGUAUUGUUUUCCAGUCUGCCUGCAGUUCUUCACCCUGUGUCUGCUCAACCUUUAUUUUGCUCAGGUGAUUUUCAAAGCCAAAGCGAAAUAUUCCCCGGAACUCAACAAGUACAAGGUGCCCCUGCGUCUAGGAUUUCUGCUGGCUAGUGUUUUUUUCCUGGUGGUGAACGUGACGUGUGCCAUGCUGGUUCAGGGUGAUGUGGGUGAGAGUCAGGUGAAGGAUGCCGUUCUGGCACGAGUCCUGGUUAACGACAGCCUCUUUGUGCUCUGUGCGAUCUCACUCGCCAUCUGCAUCUUCAAGAUCGCUAAAAUGUCUUCUGCCAAUGUCUACCUGGAGUCAAAGGGGACAUCAGUAUGCCAGGCCACAGCCAUUGGGGCAGCAGUUAUCCUCCUCUACACCUCCAGAGCCUGUUAUAACCUGGUUGUGGUGGCUCUUUCUCCUGAAGAUCGGCCCAGCUCGUUUAAUUAUGGCUGGUACAAUGUAUCUGACCAGGCGGAUGCAGAGAAGAUCAAUGGGGAAGCCUAUGUGGUCUUUGGGAUCAUCCUGUUCUUCUGGGAGUUGCUGCCCACCAGUCUGGUGGUGGCGUUCUUCAGAGUGCAGCGGGCCAAUCAGAACCUGACACCGAGUGGCAUGAUCAACAGUCACAGCUUUAGUUCCAGGGCGUAUUUCUUUGACAACCCACGCCGAUAUGAUAGUGAUGAUGAUCUGUCUAGAAACACAACUUCUCGAGGAGAAAGAUGCAGCAGUGUCCUGUCAUCCACAUCGCAGACGGGCCCAAGUUGGUACGGCUCGAUCCAGAGGAACAGCAGCCUAACGGCGAUCCCUCACCUGCUGAAUGGCCCUCAAACAUCAACAGCCCCUCUUCUCUUUGCAUACGGCAACAUUCAGACCAACCAACACCACAAUUACUACUCCACCCCCCAGAACUACUACUCAACCUCCCAAACACACUACGCCACCCCUCAGAACUAAAGCAGAUCCUUCUGUGGAAUGAUCUAGUCUGAGGUUUGGCUCAGCCAGGACAUCAUCGAGCAAUGUUUUAUGGUUGUCUUCCCCCUCAGUCAAUUUAUCUGUCCACAUUGAUGCGGCAGGAAUUUAAAGGGACCAUAAGGUGAUUGGGGGGGGGUUUAUUUGGAACAAAUGGACCAGAUUUUUUCCAAUGUUCUCAUUUCUGAAAACCAUCCAUCCCAUCACUCAACAUUAGUGCAAUGAACUCCUCAGAGCCUUCAGCACAUGGACUCCCCUCUGUGAGUUGGGAUGUGCUUUUUGCACUUAUUGAGGAUCAGUUGGAGUAGUUGUAGGCCAGAAUGUGGUGUUGGUGGUGAGAUUUUUCCAUUUUUGGAGAGUACGCUUUUUAUAUUCCAUCGUUUCGGAGAAAGAGCACAAUCACUUAGUCCAUCUGAGACGAUCAAAUGAAAGCAUUCUGGAUCUGUCAGUACUAGGAUCCAACGUGCACUGAUGUUAACAUGUGACUCUUUCUUGAAUUCCUUUAUUACGUUGCCAAAGAGCCCGUGCUUAAAUCCAAGAUAGUACAUUUCCACGCUUCCCAAAGACAGAAAGGCACCUGGUUCCUACAAUCCCAGAACCGACGACUGAGAUAUAGUGUGAUAAGUGUGACGAGGAAGACUAACUCUACUUACAUCCUCUAAUAUUUUGGUACUUGGCUUUUAAAGGACAUUUUGGGCUUAUAUCAGUAGUCAAAAUCUAGUAUAUCAUUCUCCAGGGAUGCCUGAAAUGGUGCCAUCGUAUGAUUUCCUAGCUGAAAACAUGUUGCACAGAAUUAAUGUUUGUAUUGUACAUGUUUCAUAAGCUUUAUAUCAUCAUUCCUCUAUAUUUUUAUUUCAGGAGUGUGAUUGGUCAGCAAUUGAUGUCCCAUGUCCAGCUUAAAUGAAGUAGCCCUUUUCAUUUCCCUAUAAAAAGUAAUCGUUUUGUGUUUUAGCAACAACAACAAAAAAAACCUUUUUUUAUUUAAUCCCCUUAUUUGCUGCUCCAUAUGUUAUGAGCUGUGUACAAGGUAUCACAAUCAUUUGGCUGAAGCAAUCAUUAGUUGUGGUGUAAAUAUUAUAUUUGGCCAGCUGUGGGAUUGAAACUCAAUAUGCACCUGCUCUGUUAUUGGAUUUAUUUUUAAAAAUGUGUUUUAAAUUGCAUCUUGCAGGGUUUUGUGUAUGCUGUAUGAAAAAAGCGGAUGAUUUUAAUUGAUUUGGAUGUUUUAAGUCAGCCUCGUGUCUUAUAUCCUUCCUUUCUGCCAGCUAAUGUGUAGCAAAGCUUUUCAGUUAUGAGAGAUCUUGAGUGUUAAUUGAUGGAAAUGUUAUGCAUUUGAUUGGGUUCAUUUCUAGACAAACCGCAGACAGGAUGGGGCUGUGUAUGCAUCGGUUGGUUUGUUUUAUUUUUUUAUCUUUAUUAAUUUAUAAAUGUGAGUCUGGUCUGAAAAAUGUUACUGUGAAAUGUAUCAUAUCAACUCUUGAAUCUUGCAAAAGAGCAAAGCCUUUGUUUUUUGUUUGAGGCCAAUGAAUGUAACUCGUUUACUCAUGUUCAUAGUUCAUUAAAGAUGUACACAAGCACUACCAUAAAAAUAAUAAAGUUUUAUUGCACUGUUUUAAAAACAAGUUUUGUUUUGACCAGAGUCUGGGUGAUUUAUUAUAAGAACUCUACAGUAAAUUAAUGAUGUUUAUUGCAAAUAGAAACAAAAGUAAAAAUAGAAACUUUUUUUUUUUUAACAGUGUUUCUGUAUCUACAGGUUUUCCCUUCAACAUACCAGUGUUCAUUUCUCUUGAUAACUGUCUAACACAUCUGUAUUUCCGUUUCUUGGCUGAACUGCUGGCCACAAUUGAAUCUGUAGUGGUUGGAUCUCACAGUCUCAUGGAGCAGGUUAAAUUAGUCUGUGAAUCUUGCUUCUAUCUCUAAGAUCGUCAGCUGUAUAUUCAAUGUUUUGAAUGCUAAUAAUACUUGCUGUUCAUUCAUAUAAUUGCUGAAUUUAGGUUACGUCAAACCUAACACCCUAUGGCUCAGUUGGUAGAUUGUAGAACUAACAAGAUCAUGUGUUUUGAUUCCUAAGGAAUGCAUUUACUGAUCAAAUGUACACACCGAAUGCACUGGAAUGUUAAAUGAACAAAUGCAUAAAAGAAUGUAUGAAGGAAUGUAAAAAAAAAAAAAAAAAAAAACUCCCCAACACACUUUAG
Molecule: messenger RNA, 3933 nt
Organism: Cyprinus carpio (common carp)
Lineage: Eukaryota; Metazoa; Chordata; Actinopteri; Cypriniformes; Cyprinidae
Product: G protein-coupled receptor 137Ba-like
Biological process (GO): positive regulation of TORC1 signaling
Cellular component (GO): lysosomal membrane
Source: RefSeq, a predicted model, not a curated record